Macrosteles quadrilineatus (aster leafhopper) is the source of this 1247-nucleotide messenger RNA. Its product is annotated as lipase 1-like. The coding region runs from base 75 to 1247 and encodes 390 amino acids. The transcript has 8 exons. The record is from RefSeq and is a predicted model, not a curated record. NCBI's taxonomy places the organism in Eukaryota, Metazoa, Arthropoda, Insecta, Hemiptera, Cicadellidae. Gene Ontology annotation, biological process: lipid metabolic process. Gene Ontology annotation, molecular function: hydrolase activity, acting on ester bonds.
CGGUGUAGGCCUAUAGUAUAGGUAGACAGUGGUGUGGUAGUAGACAGUAGUGUUGAGGCCGACACACACACAACAUGAUCAGCGCCGUGCUGAUGCUGAUGACGUCACUCGUGCUGACCAACCCUGCUGCUGCCAACUCCCGCGCCAUGGAGAAAAUGAACACUAUGGCACUGCUGAACAUGUACGGGUGGAGAUCUGAAGAGCACAGAAUCACCACAGAGGACGGCUACAUACUUCCACUGCACAGGAUAGUGAGCAAGAAGAGCAAGAACAAGAAGCCUCCAGUGUUACUACAACACGGCAUCCUCGGGGCCUCGGACAUGUGGAUACUGAGAGGCUCUGACAAAGACUUGCCUUUUGUACUGGCCAAGGCAGGUUACGAUGUGUGGCUAGGGAACGUCAGGGGAAACAACUACUGCAAGACUCAUGUAACAAUGAACGAUACAAUGGACGACUUUUGGGACUACAGUUUCCAUGAGAUGGGGUACUACGAUGUCCCUGCAAUGAUCGACCACAUCCUAGCAACGACGGGUCACAAGCAGCUGUUCUACAUCGGCCACUCCAUGGGCACAACAAUGUUCUACACCAUGUGUGUGUCUCGGCCAGAGUACAACAACAAGAUACGAGGCAUGUUUGCGCUCGCGCCCGUCGCAUACAUGUCUCAAUUCCCUGCUUUCCUCAAGCAGAUGGCCAAAUAUCGAUACCAGCUUUGGGAGAUGUUUAUCAAGCAGGGUAUACACCAGGUGUGGCCCAAGAUGCCGUGGUUAUCCACAGUAGAGGCUAAUCUGUGUAGAGACGGCUCUCCACUGCAGUCUGUCUGUGUAGAGAUAGUCUUCUCUAUUACAGGCUGGGACUACAAACAGUUCAAUAAGAGCAUGCUGCCAACUAUGAUAGAACAUCUGUCCAGCACCAACCCCAGAACUCUCGCUCACUAUGCUCAAAAUGUUGACUCAGGGCGGUUCCAAUGGUUUGACUACGGACCGACAAACAACCUCAAGGUUUACGGCAACACAGAAGCGCCUGAGUACGACCUCUCACUAGUCACAGCUCCAGUAUCCAUCCACUACAGCACCAACGAUAACCUGUCUUCUGAGAAGGACGUUAUGAAGAUAGUCAAAAAACUUCCGAAUGUCAUCGGAGUGUUCAAAGUUCCCUACAAGAUGUUCAACCACAUUGACUACUUGUGGGGAAACAAUGCUAAAACUAUCCUCUACAAAGACAUAAUACACCUCAUGAACAGGUUGUAA